AUGUCUACACGAAUAUUAUUUGGCUGUUUAAGGGUUUUGAAAUCAAAUAAGAACUUUACAAAUGUGGCUCUUAGGUCUGCUCUACGGAGAAGGCCAACAGGGUUGGAUUCAGAUAUUCGACUAUUUGAGAGCUUAUUGAAACCAAAAAAAUAUGAAGACAUAUCCGCAAUGGAAGCAGAGCAAGAAGUAUUUGAGGAAGAUAGUUUAAAGAAUGUUGCUAAAGAGGAAUAUGUUCCCGCUCGUUUCGACGAGAUUACUGAAAUUUUACCCAAAACUCAAAGAGCAUUAAGGGAGGAAUUCAGAUAUGUUACUAUGUCGAAAGUUCAAGAUGCCGUAUUAUCACAAGCUCCGAUCGAAGGUGAUUUAUUUGUUAAGGCGAAAACAGGAACCGGCAAAACUCUGGCUUUUCUUAUACCGGCAAUAGAGACAAUGAAUCGUAAAUCUAAAAAUAAUGAUGGCAGAAUGGUUUCAAUUAUGAUUCUAUCUCCGACUCGUGAAUUGGCUCAACAAAUUGCAACUGAAGCAGAAAGGCUAACGCGCUUUUAUAAUUACAAAGUUCACUGUUUAGUAGGAGGUGAAAAAAGGGAUAUCCAAAUUAGAAAGUUAACGCGUUAUAGAGCUGAUAUAGUCGUUG
This is a messenger RNA of Scutellospora calospora, 634 nucleotides long. Lineage: Eukaryota; Fungi; Glomeromycota; Glomeromycetes; Diversisporales; Gigasporaceae. The record is from the annotation of a GenBank genome assembly.